Daldinia vernicosa is the source of this 1699-nucleotide messenger RNA. Its product is annotated as NAD(P)-binding protein. The record is from RefSeq and is a predicted model, not a curated record. Gene Ontology annotation, biological process: cellular response to oxidative stress. The coding region runs from base 445 to 1584 and encodes 379 amino acids. NCBI's taxonomy places the organism in Eukaryota, Fungi, Ascomycota, Sordariomycetes, Xylariales, Hypoxylaceae. The transcript has 4 exons. Gene Ontology annotation, cellular component: cytoplasm. Gene Ontology annotation, molecular function: quinone reductase (NADPH) activity.
CGAUACGGCGGAAUAAACGGAGUCGGGCUUUAGUUGUCAGGUUGUCACGGGUUUAAACCCGUGAAAGAGCAACUGCGGGGCAGGAGGGGUUCGGUUUCAAUUGCGUCAUGUUCGCGGAUAGUUAGCUAAGUCGAGUUUGUGUACCGGAACAGCAUUUGGAUGUAACAUUGUUUCAGCCGUGCCAUUAGUAAUUCAUGUCGGGGCAGCAGCCUCCCUGGAGCCAGAGCUCUUUCGUAACCUUUACUAAUAAGACUGUUCCUGGUCAAUCCAAUCCCGUGUAAGUUCGUUUAUUCCUUAUUCCUUCCUAUGUACCUAAUAUAAACCCUGUUGCCACUUUGUAAAAUAAAAAUAAAAAUACCCUUAUACAUAAGUAUCGUCACUCGGCCGAGUCCCGGAGCCGGAGGAGAAUCACAUCACCCUUCGACGAAAAGAGCCCCCCUGUGAAUGUCUAUAAGAACCGCGUCCGCCCGCUUACUAGCUUGUAGCUCUGGAAGGAGAGCUGUAGUAGCACCGCAGGCAGCAGCAAUCAUUCCUUCGCAUCUACGGAGUAUUCGAAAUAAUCCCUUGAUCAUACAUAUCCGCAACAUGGCGUCUAUCCCUGCCACCCAGAAGGCUGUCGUUAUCGACAAGACGGGAGGCCCUGAGGUCCUUCAGUAUAAGACUGAUGUUCCCGUCCCCGAUGUCGUCGACGGCCAGAUCUUGGUUAAGAAUGAUUAUCUUGGUGUUAAUUUCAUCGACACGUACUUCCGCUCAGGCUUAUACCCAGCACCGCGAUUCCCGUACAUCCUCGGUCGCGAGGCAGAAGGCACCGUCGUGAAGACAGGCGGUGGGAACGUGUACGGGUUGAAGGAGGGCGAUAGAGUUGUCUGGCUCGGCGAAAGCGCCUACGCAGAGUACACCGCAGUCGAUGCCUCCAAAGCCGUCAAAAUCCCCGCCGGCGUAGCCCCCAAGAUCGCCGCCGCCGGCCUCCUCCAAGGCCUAACAGCCCUGACCCUAGUGCGCGAAGCCCACCGCGUCGAAAAAAGGGACUGGGUCCUCGUCCACGCCGCCGCCGGCGGCACCGGCCUCUGGCUAGUCCAGCUCCUCAAAGCCAUCGGCGCCAACACCAUCGGCACGGCCUCCACGCCCGAAAAAGUAGACCUUGCCCUCAAAGCCGGCGCCGCGCACGUCAUUAACUACAGCCACGAGGACGUCAAGCAGAAGGUGUCCUCGCUCACCGGCGGCCAGGGCGUCGUCGCCGUGUUCGACGGCGUCGGGAAAUCCACCUUCGAUCUGAGCUUGGAAGUCGUCGCGCGCAAGGGCUCCGUGGUCUCCUUCGGCAACGCGUCCGGCCCCGUCCCGCCGCUGACGAUCGCCCGGCUGAGCGCCAAGAAUGCGCGGCUGUUGCGGCCUACGGUGUUCAACUACGUGACUACGAGGGAGGAGCUCGAGCACUACGCCGACGAGCUGUUCGGUUUUAUCACGGGGGGAAGUAUUGACGUGCGCAUCCACGAGGUGUACCCCCUGAGCGAGGUUGCGCGUGCUCAUGCUGAUCUUGAGGGCCGGAAGACUACGGGGAAGUUGUUAUUGGAUCCAUCGAAAUAAGGACGGACGGACGGAUGGAUAUGAUGGGUUGGAAGAGAUACCUAAUCUUUCGUAUUUAGCUUCGUCGCAAGCUAUAUUUACUCUCGUGAAAACUAUGAGGAACCCGUAUGAAUAA